Molecule: messenger RNA, 328 nt
Organism: Staurois parvus
Lineage: Eukaryota; Metazoa; Chordata; Amphibia; Anura; Ranidae
Source: the annotation of a GenBank genome assembly
GCCACCUGUCAGUGUCCAUCAGUGCCAGCAGUCAGUGCUCAUCAGUGCCACGUGCCAGUGCCCAUCAGUGCCACAUCAAUGCCACAUAUCAGUGCAUACCAGUGCACAUCAAUGCCACAUAUCAGUGCCCAUCUGAGCUGCCUUUCAAUGUCACCCAUCAGUGCCAGUCAGUGCCACCUAUCAAUGCCAAUCAGUGCCACCUAUCAGUGCUUGCCCAUCAGUGCCACCUAUCAGUGUCCAUCAGUGCAGCCUAUCAGUGCCCAUCACUGCAGCCUCAUUAGCGCACAUCAGUGAAGGAGAAAAAUCACUUAUUUACAAAAUUGCAUAA